Molecule: messenger RNA, 4440 nt
Organism: Anopheles funestus (African malaria mosquito)
Lineage: Eukaryota; Metazoa; Arthropoda; Insecta; Diptera; Culicidae
Product: CD109 antigen-like
Exons: 11
Coding region: 355-4371 (1338 amino acids)
Cellular component (GO): extracellular region
Molecular function (GO): endopeptidase inhibitor activity
Source: RefSeq, a predicted model, not a curated record
AAACGCGUAAUCAAAGUCAUAUUGUUAUUAUCAAACCUACUCCGCAUGGUUCGCAAUAUUUGUUUGUUUUUUGUUUUUAAAAUUUAUUUUUUGAUAGCACGUUGCCCCUUUUGACAAAACGGUGCACCAGGCACUUUGGGGUCGUGUGCGGCAAUUUAGUGUUCAUCGUAUCACAAAUUAAGAUUGCAUCUCAACGCAAAAUAUAAUGUAUGGCCUAUGGCUCGUGUUCCAAAAAAUACAUGAAAAGUUCCAUCAUCGGUACAGCUUCCCUGAUAGGGUCGUUGUAUGUUAUGAUUCAGUUCCAUUGUAGACACCAUCUGAAACAGACGCGUAAUCGAACAACGCUAGAACAACAUGUGGCCGUGCGUAAGGCCAUUAAUUGUGAUAAUCUUCGUAGGUGCUGCUCAUGGAAUGCUGGUCGUGGGUCCUACAUUCAUUCGGGCCAAUCAGAACUACACAGUUGUUGUUAGUAAUUUUCUACCACAUCUGAGCAAGGUAGAGUUAACGUUGCGGAUGGUGGGCGAAUCGGACGAUGGUAGAACGAUUCUUAACGUAACGGAGAUAAUUGAAGUGUGGCGGAGGACGACUAAAGAUAUUACGUUCCAUUUGCCUGAAGACUUAUCAGCUGGGAAUUACCGAAUCAUUAUUGAUGGACAACGUGGCUUCAGCUUUCACAAAGAAGCCGAAUUGAUGUUCCUCAGCAAAACCAUAUCUGGUUUAAUACAAAUUGAUAAGCCCGUGUUCAAACCCGGCGAUAAGGUUCAAUUUCGGGUGAUAGUGCUGGACGCUGAGCUGAAACCUCCUGCACGCGUAAAAACAGUUCAAGUGACGAUCCGCGAUCCUCAAAACAAUGUGGUCCGGAAGUGGUCAUCGGCAAGAUUGUACGCCGGAGUGUUUGAGAAUAAUCUUCAAAUUGCGCCAACUCCAAUGUUCGGGAUGUGGAACAUCUUAGUAUUGGUCGACGGAGAAGUACUCGUGUCCAAGACAUUCGAGGUAAAGGAGUAUGUGUUGUCUUCAUUUGACGUAGAGGUGGUACCAACCGAUGUUCCUCUGGAGGAGCACCAAAGUUUGAGUUUGACGAUAACAGCCAACUAUCACUUCGGAAAACCAGUGAAAGGGCAUGUCAUGGUGGAGCUGUACUUGGAGGACGAUAAGCGAGAUCAGGUGAAAGAGUUCGAAAUGUCCGGGAUUGGACAGGUGACUCUCCGUUUCAAUGAAGAACUGGAACUGUUCAACGAUCAACAGGAUGUACUUGUAAAGACGACCUUCGUGGAGCAGUUUACAAGUUGGACUGUGGUGAAAGAAUCUCAAAUCACUUUGUACAAACAUCCGUACCGCGUGGAACUGAUCAAGGAAAGUCCACAAUUCCGCCCAGGUCUUCCCUUUAAGUGUACGCUUCAGUUCCGAUAUCACGAUGGAACCCCUGCUAAAGGUGUAACCGGUAAGGUGAAAGUGAUGCAGGUCGGAUACGAAACAACCGCCACUAGUAAUGAUGAAGGUUUGAUCAAACUGGAGCUGAAUCCGAGCGACCGUACAGACACGAUGAUUGUAUACUUUUCUAACGAAGAUGAUGGAUUUUUCUUUAACGAACAAGUGGACAAAGUGGAAGUCUUGACGAAUGCAUACCUGAAACUGGAAUUAACAUCUCCUGUUGUGUUGCAUAGUAUGUUGCGAUUUGUGGUUACAUGUAGCGAUGGUGUUAAAUUCUUCGCGUACUACGUUGUGUCGAAGGGCAAUAUCGUUGAUUCCGGAUUUACCAGAACGAACCAGCAGACCAAUCAUCUGCUUCGGUUCAUGGCCUCAGAGAGGAUGCUACCGAAGGCGAGAAUUAUUAUAAUAACCGUAGCUAACCAAAUUAUGGUUCACGACGUUCUGGACAUAAAUUUCAAAGAGCUACAAAACAAUUUUGAAUUGAGCAUAGACAAGCAGAAUGUUAAGCCGGGAGAGCAAAUCGAACUCCGAAUGUCUGGACGACCGGGAGCGUAUGUGGGAUUGGCUGCUUACGACAAAAGUUUGCUGUACUACAACGCCAACCAUGAUAUAUCCUGGGAGGACGUCAUGCAACUGUUUGAAGGAUUUCAUGCGAUCGAUGAGAAUGAGUUUGACAUGUUUGAUAAUACAGGACUGUUCGCGAAGACGUUGGAUGACAUCAAGUUUAAUGAAGUCCACGAUAUGUCGGCACGACAUGGACUGCAGACAAGCAAUCCCAACACCAAAUUACCCUUGUACCGGACAAACUUUCCAGAAUCGUGGUUAUGGAAGAAUGUGACCAUUAGAAGAUCUGGAACACGUACAAUUUACGAGGAUGUGCCAGAUUCGACCACAUCUUGGUACUUGACGGGGUUCUCCAUUGAUCCGGAGUAUGGUUUGGGCAUCAUCAAAAAGCCCAUUCAGUUCACAACAAUCCUACCAUUCUACAUCGUGGAGAAUCUUCCGUACUCCAUCAAACGAGAUGAAGCGGUUGUGUUAAUGUUCACACUGUUUAACAAUCUUGAAAGAGAGUACAACGCUGAUGUGACUCUGUACAACGUGUUCAAUCAGAUGGAAUUUAUUGGACGACCAGUGGAAGCUGAAAACUACACGAAAUCAGUAAGCAUUCCUCCGAAGGCUGGUGUGCCGAUCUCAUUUCUGGUAAAGGCACGAUCACUCGGAGAGAUCACUGUACGGAUUGAAGCUACGAUUAAGUCUAUUCAAGAAAAGGAAGGACUGGAGAAAGUGAUCCGUGUCAUGCCAGAAAGUUUGCUACAGCUAAAGCAAGAAUCUCGAUCGUUUUUCUUCGAUACAUACAGCCAUCGCACCUUCUCUAUUUAUUUAGAUAUCAAAUGGUCGAAGGUAGACAAAGAUUCGAUAAAGAUUAUGUUCCGAGUGAAUCCCAAUCUGCUUCAAACUCUUACUAUAACAGACUUGGAUGAUCUGCUUACUGACUCGAGGGGUAAUGGAGAGCAGAACAUGAUUACCUUGGCACCAAAUAUCCUGGUGCUCGACUAUUUGCAUGCUACUGGUUUGGAGGACCAGAGUCUGAGAGAUAGCGCUACCAGUUUGUUGCGCCAAGGGUACCAAAAUCAGAUGCGUUAUCGUCAGACAGAUGGAUCAUUUGGUGUAUGGCAACAUUAUGGUGGCAGCGUCUUCCUUACUGCUUUCGUCACAAAAUCGAUCCAAACGGCGUCGAAAUAUAUAACCAAGUUUGAUGUGGCUAUGGUCGAGAAGGCUUAUGGUUGGCUUGCUUCAAAGCAACACAGCUCGGGAAGAUUCGAUGAGGUCGGUUACGUGAUCAACAAAGAUAUGAAAGGUGGUCUGGGUAACGGCAUUACAUUGACCUCGUUUGUGGUGACAGCGCUUCUAGAGAACGAGAACGCCAAAGUAAAACACGCGUCAGUGAUCCAGAAGGCAAUGAACUAUCUCAGCAGUAAUGUGGAAUACAUCCGAAAUCCUUACGAUCUGUCCAUUGCGACCUACGCGUUGAUGUUGUACGGACAUGAAAAGAAGACUACAGCGUUAGAAAAGCUCGUCGGUCUUUCUACUACCACAAAUCAUGAUAACGAUAUGGUACGGUACUGGAACACGACCAACAGCAUAGAAGCGACCGCUUACGCGUUGUUGUCAUUUGUAUUAGCGGAGAAGUAUGAGGACGGUUUUCUGGUGAUGCGAUGGCUAGUGAAUCAACGCUAUUUUACCGGAAGCUUCCCACGCACUCAGGACACCUUCGUAGGACUAAAGGCACUGACAAAGUUGGCGGAAAAAAUCUCUCCCUCCCGAAACAACUACACCAUACAGCUGAAGUAUAAGAAGGCUACGCGGUAUUUCCACAUAAACUCACAACACGUGAAUAUUAUCGACUUCGAGGACAUACCGGUGGACACAAAGUAUCUGGAGAUCGUCGUCGAUGGUAUCGGGGUUGGAUUAUUGCAGGUGGUCUAUCAGUACAGUUUAAAUUUGUUGAAUUUCGAGAAUCGUUUCAUGUUGGAUCUGGAGAAACAGAAUACGACCUCUGACGACGAACUUCGACAAGUGGUCUGUGCUAACUUCAUUCCGAAAGGGUCCAAUGAACGUUCCCACUUGGCGUUGAUCGAGGUGACCUUCCCGAGCGGAUAUGUUGUCGAUCGGAAUCCCAUCAGUGAGCAGUCUUCCAUUAAUCCGAUACAGAACACCGAAAUUAGGUACGGCGGCACAUCCGUUGUUGUGUAUUACAACAAUAUGGGCUUCGAGUGGAACUGCUUUACCGUGACGGCUUACAGACGGUUGAAGGUGGCUCUGAAGCGUCCAGCAUAUGUAGUCGUGUACGAUUAUUACGACCCCAGUGAGUAUUUAAGAUGCAAAUGGUUGGAAAAUUCCACUGACGAGAAUUUAUUUUCAAUUUGUAUUCUUUUUUAGCUUUGAAUGCCAUUAAAUUGUACGAAGUGGAUAAUCAAAAAGUUUGCGACAUAUGCGACGAAGGUGAUU